AGAAAUAAGGACUAAGAAGGAAUUGUUAUGUUGUGAAUGUGGCAACGUUGUUUGUGUUGUGGGAGAGAUGAGCAGGAGUGCGGCCGCUCGUCUCUCACUCUCACUCACUCAACAUGGCCAAGAACAACCUCAGAGACAAGCUCGACGGCAACGAGCUCGACCUCAGCAUGAUGAGCCUCGCUGAGGUCCCCGUCAAGGAGAUAGCUUUGCUGCCAAGAGCCACAAAGAUAGACUUGUCCAACAACCAACUUACGUCUUUGCCGUCCAACUUUGCCCAGUUGUUGGGCAACAUCACCCAGUUGGAGUUGGGAUCCAAUAAACUAAAGGAAAUACCCGCAAAUUUCUACAAGUUGCAUAACUUGAAACACCUUGAUCUCUACAACAACCAGCUGACAGAUUUGCCUUUAUCAUUCUGCCAACUGCGGAGCCUCAAGUGGCUGGACUUGAAGGGAAACCCUCUAAAUCCUUCCCUGAGAAAGGUAGCCGGAGACUGUCUCAACCAGAAGGAGUGUGAAGCAGCCGCACGCAACGUUAUUGCACACUUAAAGAAACUCCAACUUCAAAUGGAGGCAGAAAAGCAGGAACAGUUAAAAAAAGAAAAAGAAAAGGAAGAAGCUCGAGCUCGAGUUGAAGAGGAAAAGCAAGCCAAAAAGAGAGCAGAAAAAAAAGCUGCCAAAGAAAAAAGGAAAGCAGAGCAGCGGGCUUUGCAAGAAUCUCAGAAGACGGCAGCAAAUGGAACAGCCGGCAUGGAUAAACAGUACAGUGCUAUGCCGAAGCCUUCUCCGCUUGCACUCAAACAUAAGAAAACUAAAUCAGGUGGCUGGUCAUUGCUGUCAUGGGUGAACAUGCUACUGUUGCUGACUUUACUGGGUCUGUCUGGAGCUGGACUCUAUAUUUACACCGACGGUGAUCUCACUCCUGAUGGCAUCACUGCUGCCUUACCGCACAUUAUUGAAAAUGCCAACAUUCUCGCAAAUCUCACCAUUGAAGCUUUCCAACCAGAAAACUUAUCACGAACUGGACAAGCAGUGGUAGAAGCUGUAUCUGAUUCAUGGGCUACACUUCAGGAAGUCACUGGAGACCUGAGUAUUUACACAAAGCCUGUUAUUGAGAAUGUAAAACAGGGAUGGGUGUGGUUGAUAGAAGUCACCUUGUUGAUUUACAACUGGAUCAUCAAUAACAUAGACUGGGAGUCUGUAUUUGCAGCAAUUACAUCUGCUGGGACUUUCAUGUAUGAGCAGUGGUUGGUGGUAUAUGAAGAAUUGAGGAAAAAUGAGGCGCUAAUGUCGGUUAUAGCAACAAUUCGGACUUACACUGCAGGUGUGGAGGAGUUCCUAGGUGUUAUGUGGGGUCUCCUGUGGGAGAGAAUGUGCUUUAUUGUUGACUAUGUACAGGAGGAAGGUCCUGGUGUAGUGGCAACGGUGAAGGAACAAGCUGCUGCGGCACUACACUCUGCUAAGCAGUCUAUUGAAGGACUUGUCAUGUAAGUCACACUCUCACCUCCCUAUUGAAAACAUUGCCAUUUUGUUUAUUAACAUCUAUCAAUGUUGAAUAUAAUAUGGGCAAAAAUUACCAUCAAAUUAUUUAUACCAACUGUGCAAGAUUUAUUUUCUGGCUUAUACCAGAGUGGUUAAUGCCCUUUUAUGUACAGUAUUGUUCACAAUUAGAACAGCUUUAAUAUUUUGGUGUGCGGCUGAUCUAAUCACAUUUAUCUUUACCAUGUUAAACUUUUUCCAUUUUGGAUAACAUGCAUAUUAAGACUUUAGUGCCUCCCAAAACUCUCGAUGAGAGCAGACUCCCGACAAUUCGGAGAUUGUUACCGUCUGAUUAAUGAAAGUAUUGAAGCAUUGGUUUUCUCUUUACAUCGUAAUUUUACAAAGUUAUUCAAUAUUUCAUUUGUACAUUUCUAAGCUCAUUUGAAAGCAGCCUGUGAUUAAGGUGCUCAGUAAAGAGUAAGAUUUGAUUUUGUACUGCGGCCUUGACAUCUUCUUUGACUUCUCGACUUGUGCUCGAGAUCUUGUUUACAAAGAAGAAGGUUUUAUCUUAUUUUUGUUUAUUUUGUCUUUGUAUCUGUAUAUUAAGCAGGGAUUAAGUAUUGUAAUUUUGUUAAUGCCAUGAACCUGCUGCCCAUGAUUUAAAAAGAUGAAGUUGGUUGUAUCUUAGAAAGUUGUAAACAGUGAAUCUUGUAUACAAGAAAUUAUUUGAUAUUUACCUUUUGCAUACACAUUUUGCAGAUGCUCUAAAUUUUGUAAUUCUUGGUAAAUGUUGAGAAUUCUUUAGUUUUGAAAAUUGCAGAGCUCCAUUAAAUAUUUAAUGUAGGAAGGGUAAAUAUUGUGUAAGGAUACUGAUGCCUGCGAUCUUGACACUGGCAGAUUGAGGGCGUCAGCUUGUGUAGUAUGUUACUUGUUUCACAUUUAAUAAAUUACAUUUCUGUA
Molecule: messenger RNA, 2435 nt
Organism: Procambarus clarkii (red swamp crayfish)
Lineage: Eukaryota; Metazoa; Arthropoda; Malacostraca; Decapoda; Cambaridae
Product: leucine-rich repeat-containing protein 59
Molecular function (GO): protein binding
Source: RefSeq, a predicted model, not a curated record